This is a messenger RNA of Penicillium diatomitis, 474 nucleotides long. RefSeq lists its product as uncharacterized. Bases 1 to 474 code for a protein of 157 amino acids. The record is from RefSeq and is a predicted model, not a curated record. Lineage: Eukaryota; Fungi; Ascomycota; Eurotiomycetes; Eurotiales; Aspergillaceae. The transcript has a single exon.
AUGUCCGGUUUGGAAUUAGAAAAACUUCCUUCAUUAUCACCCAAAUCGACUGCUGCUGGUCUUCUCGUCUUGCCAGUUGAGAUUCGCCACCGGAUCAUCAGACUGGUGCUCGCUGUGCCGGACUCCCCCUACUUUUUCCAGGAUUCGGGAGGUCCACUGGAAUGUUUCAUGCCCCGUAAGCCUGGUGCAUGGCUGGCACUAUUGUAUACCUGUCAGCAAUUAUCCCAUGAUGCUAGGUCAAUCUUGUACGGUGCGAAUCGCUUCAUUCUCGAGGAAGUGGAAACGAGGAACCACCGGAGCAACGUUCUGGGAUUGUUCAUAAGACGCAUUGGAUCUGUCAAUGCAGGUUUUCUGUCCACAUUGCGUAUCUCUUUUCCCACCACGGAACUAGCAGAUGACCAGGGGGAGAAAUCCGUCUCAGACAAGACGUAUUACGGAAUUUGGAGCUUCUUCGCAAUGAGUGCACCGGGCUAA